AGUACUCCUAUUGUAUGUUGUGACGUAUUCACGGCUGAGUGAAUUUUUUAUCUUUAUUAAUUUCAAAAACGCUGAUAAGGAUGAUUAACUUACUAUAUAAAUCAAGUUAUGUAUUCGUACUGUUUUACUAUGCUAUAAUACCGCUCGGCUACCUAACCAAGUGGUGGGUUGCAAUUGAAAAAAUGAAGGGUAACAGCACUAUUUUGGUGACAGGGGGUGCUGGAUAUGUAGGAUCUCACACCGUAGUGGAGCUUCUAAAAAAUAACUAUUCAGUUAUAGCAAUAGAUAAUCUUGUUAACUGCUACGCCGACGGAAAUGACAAGCCAGAAUCUUUGAAAAGGGUUGAAAAAAUUACGGGGGAAACAGUUAUUUUUUAUAAUGUAGAUACCAGAGACAAGGAAGCUCUGGAUAAGAUAUUCAAGACUCAUAAAAUUGACUCUGUUAUUCACUUUGCUGCCCUCAAAGCAGUGGGAGAAUCUGUUCGAAUUCCUCUUACCUAUUACCAAAAUAAUAUUGGCGGUUCCAGUGCUCUUUUUGAGGUUAUGGCAAAAAAUGGAGUGAAAAAUAUAGUAUUUUCAUCAUCAGCUACUGUAUAUGGUGACCCACAGUUCUUGCCCAUCACCGAACAACACCCCACUGGCCAAGGGUGUUCAAACCCUUAUGGAAAAACCAAAUAUUUCGUUGAAGAAAUCUUGAAAGAUGUCUGUGCUUCUGAUCCAGAAUGGAAAGUUGUUUUACUCAGGUAUUUCAACCCAGUUGGAGCCCAUGAGUCAGGACUGAUUGGGGAGGACCCCUCUGGUAUUCCCAACAAUCUCAUGCCAUAUAUUUCUCAGGUAGCCGUAGGUCGACGUGAAAAACUCCAAGUCUUUGGUUCAGAUUACCCUACCAUCGACGGAACCGGCGUCCGAGACUACAUCCACAUCACUGAUCUCGCUAUUGGACACCUCAAAGCCCUCGAGAGGAUGUACUCGGCCUCCUUCAAGUCAUGGAAAGCUUACAAUUUGGGCACGGGCAGGGGAUACUCUGUUCUUGAGAUGGUCAAGGCGUUUUCCGAAGCGUCCGGCAAACAAAUCAAAUAUGAAAUAGUCGACAGAAGAGAAGGUGACAUCGCGGAAUGUUACGCCGAUGCUACGUUAGCUAGAAUCGAGUUGGGUUGGACCGCGGCUAGGGACGUCCACGCCAUGUGCAGGGACACGUGGAACUGGCAGAAGAAGAAUCCUAAAGGUUUUCAGAGUUCCUGAGGUCAAAUGUUUGUAUCCUUGUGCAAUAUGUCGAGUAAGUCUGAGCAAUGCUAUAGAAAUAACUGUACCCACUAUCAAGCAGCUAGGAUGUUGAUUCCUUUGGAAGCAAGGUGAUUCAAAUCAGUUCUAUUUUAUCCAGAGUAACUAUAUUAGUGAGAAUAUUGCAAAAUACUAAAAUUUGGUUACGCCAUGUUUCGAUCUAUAAUAAAAAUUUCAUAAC
Messenger RNA from Leptinotarsa decemlineata (Colorado potato beetle), 1461 nucleotides. It is a transcript of the gene Gale, whose product is annotated as UDP-galactose 4'-epimerase. Gene Ontology annotation, biological process: beta-D-galactose catabolic process via UDP-galactose, Leloir pathway. Gene Ontology annotation, cellular component: cytosol. Gene Ontology annotation, molecular function: UDP-glucose 4-epimerase activity. The record is from RefSeq and is a predicted model, not a curated record. NCBI's taxonomy places the organism in Eukaryota, Metazoa, Arthropoda, Insecta, Coleoptera, Chrysomelidae.